This is a messenger RNA of Nylanderia fulva, 3134 nucleotides long. RefSeq lists its product as uncharacterized. NCBI's taxonomy places the organism in Eukaryota, Metazoa, Arthropoda, Insecta, Hymenoptera, Formicidae. The record is from RefSeq and is a predicted model, not a curated record.
CGAAAAAUUCUUUAAUUAAAGCAAAAUGUUGUGCGGUGAUAUUAAACGCGUUGAAACAUGCGAGACGUAAUUAUAAAUGGAAUACUUUGAUCAGAGCAAUAUUACGAAAUCAAGAUACAUGGCAGUGUUUCGUCUUAAAUCCUGCUUGCAGCGACAACGAGACUCCUGUAUUGCAUUUUAACUUCCUUCAACGUAGUACGUUCUAGACGAAGACGAGGCGAAAAUACAAUAUAAUGGCUAAGAGAAGAAUUUCAAGUCGAUUAUCCAAGAAUACAUUCUUCGGUUCUAAAUUUCUCAAUUCAGACACAGACAUUAUUGACGAAGAGCAAACACAUUGGUGGAACAAUUUGGAUGAGAAUAUGUCUUCCCGGCGUUCUUCCUUAUUUAUUAAUAAUAAAAAUGAUCUGACUCCCAAUUCACAAUUACAUUCUGAUGAUAACAUAUCAGAAUGGUGGAAACAUUUAGGAUCUUCGGAUGAAAGCUCUCUAACAAAAUCGAGAAAAAAUUUAAGUGCAGUAUUAAAGAAAACUCAUCUGAUUGAAACAACUGAUUCAGAGUCAGAAACUAAUUUAUUGAAGAGAAAAGUUUUAUUGAGAGGUAGAAACAGAAAGAGUGAUAGCAAUGCUUUCUCGAAUGCCUUAAAUGAUACCGAAAAUAUCCUAACAAAAGGUGAUAGUUUGAAGAAAAUAUCUAGAAGAACAUUAAUAUCAGAUGAUCAAAGCUCUUAUUCAACAAAAUCAGGACAAGAUUUAAAUGCAGUAAUAAAGAAAUCUCAUCUCGAAAUAACUGAUUCGGGAUCAGAAAAAGAAUCUAAUUUAUUAAAGAAAAAAGUUUUAUUGAGAAGAAGAAGCAGAAAGAGUGAUAGCAAUGCUUUCUCAAACGUCUUAAAUGAUACCGAAAAUAUCCUAACAAAAGAUGAUAGUUUGAAGAAAAUAUCUAGAAGAACAUUAAUAUCAGAUGAUCAAAGCUCUUAUUCAACAAAAUCAGGACAAGAUUUAAAUGCAGUAAUAAAGAAAUCUCAUCUCGAAAUAACUGAUUCGGGAUCAGAAAAAGAAUCUAAUUUAUUAAAGAAAAAAGUUUUAUUGAGAGGUAGGAGCAGAAGAAGUAAUAGCAAUACUUUUUCGAAUGCCUUAAAUGAUAACGAAGACAUUGAAAUGAGAAAUGAUAGUUUGGAGAAAAUAUCUGGGAGAAAAACGCUCGAAAAAACAUCCUUGACACUUUCAAUGCAAAAUAUUAAUGCAAAUAAAGAUCAUAAUUAUGAUGAUCAAAGGAAAGAAAAACAAUUAUCGCAAACAUUAUCACUAGAAAAUAAUGAAGCUGGUCCAUCAAAUUUAUCAUCUUCAAGAGUAAUGUUUGAAAAUAUUGCUGCGUCUGAUAUUAAUAAGAUUGUCGAAAAUGAUGGAAGUGAUAUUGAAAUUAAUAAUCAUAAACGUUUCAAAUUUAAAUCCUAUCUUAUGCAACGUGCGCAGAGAAGCGCGGGAAAUAAUAAUUUUGAAGAUAUUCUAAUCGAAAAUAGAGAUAUAAAUUUAUCUCUUGAACAUAAUCAGGAUAAAGAGAUUGCUACUUCUCAUCCAAAAUCUCCAUUAAUAUCAAAUUCAUUUAGCAAUUCUCCAAGAAAAUCUAUUAAUAGAUCUAAGCAGAAAAUUGAUUCUAGAGACAAAAGUGGGUCCCUAAAGUCACCAAUUCGUAGAAGCUCAAGAUCUUUAAAUUUAUCUGAAUAUAAUCAAGAAAAGGAGAUUGCUAUUUCUGAUCCAAAAUCUCCAUUUUUAACAAAUUCAUUAAGCAGUCCUUCAAGAAAAUCCGUUAAUAGAUCUAAGCAGAAAAUUGAUUCUAGAGACAAAAGUGGGUCCCUAAAGUCACCAAUUCGUAGAAGCUCAAGAUCUUUAAAUUUAUCUGAAUAUAAUCAAGAAAAGGAGAUUGCUAUUUCUGAUCCAAAAUCUCCAUUUUUAACAAAUUCAUUAAGCAGUCCUUCAAGAAAAUCCGUUAAUAGAUCUAAGCAGAAAAUUGAUUCUAGAGACAAAAGUGGGUCCCUAAAGUCACCAAUUCGUAGAAGCUCAAGAUCUUUAAAUUUAUCUGAAUAUAAUCAAGAAAAGGAGAUUGCUAUUUCUGAUCCAAAAUCUCCAUUUUUAACAAAUUCAUUAAGCAGUCCUUCAAGAAAAUCCGUUAAUAGAUCUAAGCAGAAAAUUGAUUCUAGAGACAAAAGUGCAUCCCUAAAGUCACUGAUUCGUAGAAGCCCAAGAUCUUUAAAUUUAUCUGAACAUAAUCAGGAUAAGGGGAUUGAUAUUUCUGACCCAAAAUCUCCAUUAAUAUCAAAUUCAUUUAGCAAUUCUCCAAGAAAAUCUAUUAAUAGAUCUAAGCAGAAGAUUGAUUUUACAUACGAAAGUACAUCCUUGAAGUCACCAAUUCGUAAAAGCUCAAAAUCUUUAAGAACAGAUGAACCAUCUACAUCGAAUGUUCGGACGUUUCAAUCUAUCUUUGCUGAGAAGUAUGAGGAGAUUCAGGCAGAGGUUGCUCGUGAUAUGGCUGCGAUGAAAAUGGAAGAGAAGAAAAAAGCUGCAUUAAAAGUAGAAAAUAAGAAACGUCUUGCAUUGUCUAAGAAACAACCCAGGAAGGAGGUCAAACCUGUAAAGGUAGUGAAUAAGGCAUAUCUGGUGAAUGGAAAGGUGUGGAAACCACCACCACUCCCUCGUCCGAAGCCCUGGGCCACUAAUCAUCUUUAUAAUUUUUUGUGGAAAAAAAUGGAAUCGAAGUAUCAAUUGUCAACUAGAGUGCGAUCGGAAAAACUCAUGGUGCAGCUAUCCAAGAUAGUUUCCUAUAUUCAGCGUUGUAAAAAGUAUGAGAAUUACAAAUGCGAAUUAGAAGCCUUGAUGAUGGAAAUGGCUCGUUUAAACAUUAUCAAUACCCGUAGGGAAUUUCACCAUUUCUGUCAGGAAUUUAUGCCAUACGAAUUUCGCAUUAAAGUCAUCCCUAUGUUAUUGCCCGGCAAUUUGCGAAAUAUACCCUUUGAACCAGAAAAGCUGGAUAUUCCCUUGCUUUAGUAAACUUAACGAUUUGAAUUGUAACGCAAAAGCACGAGAAUUAUGUAAAAAGUAUAAUAUUAUAUUUAUAUAUAAAGAUCAUGCUUUUAAUUCGAA